This is a messenger RNA of Plectropomus leopardus (leopard coralgrouper), 294 nucleotides long. NCBI's taxonomy places the organism in Eukaryota, Metazoa, Chordata, Actinopteri, Perciformes, Serranidae. The record is from RefSeq and is a predicted model, not a curated record.
UACGCCAUCUACGUGUACAAGGUGCUGAAGCAGGUCCAUCCCGAUACCGGUAUUUCCUCUAAGGCCAUGGGAAUCAUGAACUCUUUCGUUAGCGACAUCUUUGAGCGUAUCGCCGGUGAGGCCUCCCGUCUGGCUCACUACAAUAAGCGCUCCACCAUCACCUCCAGGGAGAUCCAGACCGCCGUCCGCCUGCUGCUGCCCGGUGAGCUGGCCAAACACGCCGUGUCUGAAGGUACAAAGGCCGUCACCAAGUACACCAGCUCCAAGUAAACUGACUUAAGAUCUCUUCAUUAA